GGGAUGGUGGAGACCCAGGCACCGGGGCAAGCGCAGGAGGAUAAAUCUGUCAAUGUUGUGGCCUCAAAUCCUGAUAUGCUACAACAUUUAGUGACAGAGGCUGUAAAAAAAGUACUUGCAGAUCAGGAAGUUACGGAUACGGAGAAAGUUUCGCAAAACAUUGUCUCUCAAGUAGUGGAAGGACUCAAGCCAACCUUAGGCUCUGGUUCUGCUGCCCCUAUGCGCAAUGCAUCAGAUAUAGUAGGAAAGCAUAUUACAAUUCCCACGCCCAUUACAAAACCAAUUGCAUGUGUUUACAAUCCAACACCGAUAGCGGAAUUGAAGAAACGGCACAUACCUGUAGUUUCGUAUAUGCCAACCAGGGAGAGUAGAGUGGCUGUGAAACGUAAAUUCUCGCCGGAAAGGGUUAAACCAUGGUUAAACAUCGUACAGGAAUCCAGCAGCUCUCAAUCAUCUGAAGUUACAUAUAAACCUACUGCAAUAGUCAAUUCAACUGAACAAGAUAUUGUACAGAGUUACAUACCGACAGUCAAAUCAGAUUCAUCAUCAUCAAAUUCGUAUGACGACAGUAACUCGAACGAUUAUCAGUCUAAAUUUAAGGAAGUAUACUAUCCGAAAUCUAAAAAAAGACGGGAGGAGUAUGUUCCUAAAAAUGUCAAGGCGCCAUUAAAAACAGUUCAGCAAUUAAACCACGCUACUUUGGAUCAGUUUGAGCCAGAAUUUGAUAUGAUAGAUGAAAUUCUUACUGCCGAUCACACUACUUCUAACGCAUUAGAACAAGCUAAAAUAUCGGCUAGCGAGGAUUCUCAAGAUUACUCUUUGGAUAUUGAACCUAAAUUUUCUGAUGAUGAAUCUAUAGAAGACAUAUCUAACAAUGAACAUAAUGCGAACAUUAAAAAGGCUGAGCAAAUAGAGGAUGUGAAUGAAAAGGAGAAGGAAAACUUGCAACAUGCAAGAACUGAUACUGUAGAUAAACAAACAAGCAAUAAAGAUAAAAAAAUGCAUAAUAAUCACUAUGAUGCUAAAACGGGUGAUACAAAAAGUAAUAGAUCUAAACAUAAAGCAAGUGACACAAGUAAAUUAUCACAGAGACGAGAAGAAAGUACAAAACAGAGUACUGACAAGGAGAAAGAAAAACAUAAGAGCCAUAGUAAAAGCAAAAAAAGGGAUAGAAAAGAUCAUCAUAAUUCUGAGAGGAGAGACAAAGAAAGAUCUCGGCAUGAAUCAGAUUCCAGAGAUAGGCAUCGUCCUUCUUCUAGUAAAGAUAAAGAUAGGAAAAAAAGCAAUCGUGAUGAUAAAGACCCUUCGCGUCAAAGUAGAGAUCAUUCGGAUUCGCGGAAAUAUAGGCAUUCUUCUCCAAAGACAGAUCGAAACAAUCAUCAUAAAUCUAGUCGGCAUGAUAAACAUAAAUCAAAAUCAAAUUCAUCCAGUUCUAUAUCGAAUAAACGUACAUCUAGCAGAAGCGACAGGAAGCAUCAAUUGGAAUCAAGUCGGAGAUCAAAUGAUUCUUCCAGAAAAUCUAGCAAAUAUAAAGAAAAUAGUAGUGAAAGGAAUUCAUUCGGUAGUUCUGAUAGUCCUGCAGACAGUAUUCAUUCUUUUAUGGACGAAGAGAUUUUGGAAUUAUCAGAUUCUGAUCAUGAUGUACAAGAAGAAUGCCUAAGAAUAUUUCAGGAAUAUCAAGCUUCUGAUCAUCCAAAAUUAGUAUCAGUCAAAAAAUCUUUGAAAGAAGAAACCGAAGACUUGGAAGAAGUUGGUAAGAAAAGAGUUGCGCAUCCUUCAGCGGCUACAAGCGUCACUAGACAGUUAGGUCCUAGUCAGCCACCAAAAAAGCUUAUAACACCACAACAGAAAAUGUACGAGCGAUGGCGUUUGAUGAAGAAAAUAGCGAUCGGAAAGGCCGCAGAAAAGGCGAUAGCUGAAAUGAAGACUCAAGUUACAUCUAUGUCAGCAGUUCAGUCCUCGAGUAAUUUACAAAAAGAACAUAUCGAGUCCGCCUCGUCAACAAACAAUAACGAUCUGCAAUCGAAUGUGAAUAGUCGUGUUAGAAUUGCUCAUGUUCCAUAUGCACAAUCUCUUGCAAUGGAAAAGAAAAAGGUCACAGUAACAGCAGGAAAGUGCGGGGACCACAAAGAAGUAAAUAACAAAACAAUAGCGCAAACUACGAAAGGCAGUGCACGCGUCGCUCACAUUCCGCAAAUAGUACCUCAACUGGUACGUCCAGAACCGCUCCAAGUCGCUACGCAGAAGUUUCCCUUAAAUGUUCGUCAGUAUUAUAUUAAUAUAAUGCACGAUAUAUGCGUGCAAAUUUAUACGAAUAGCGACGAUGCAGCGCAACGUGCCGUUAAAGAGGAACUCACGUGUCACGAAAAAUGUAAGGCGCUUGCUGUAUACAAAAGUUCAUGUAUGCUGGCGGUUCAUAGGCUGAAAAAAGAAGUCGAUCAAAAUAAAUCGAAUGAAAAGUCCGUUGGAUUGAACUAUGGUAUGGUAUCUCAUGAAGCCAUGCUUGCUGGCAAAUCGAGAGGCUCUUGGAGCAUAGUCAAGAGUAAAAAGAGUGUGGUAGAUUUUAAAGGACCUGCACUUUAUAAUAUGCUCAAGAAAUGGGUCAUGUCUGAGGAGCAGCUCAGAGAUAAUGGGUUUCCACGAAGACAUCCGGAUGAUACAAAGGGACGAGCAAAGGUAUAUGUAAUAAAUGCGCGGAACCAAAGUGUUUUAUCAAAAGUGCCUAAUGAAAGAAUAUGCAGCCGAUGUGGCCAAGCGUAUAUGGUAGAUAAACAGAGCUUUGCUGUACAGCAACAAAACUGUAUAUAUCACUGGGGAAGAAAAUUUACAAUUAAAGGCGAGGGCAAGUACAGUUGUUGCCAGCAAUAUGGAUCAGCUACUGGUUGCUGUGAUGCAAAGACACAUGUGUGGGAUUACACGGAUUAUGAAAAUCUUCGCGGUUAUGUUAGAACUUUAUCAAAAGAUGUUUCUAUGGACGAACAAGGUGUCUAUGCACUCGAUUGUGAAAUGUGUUAUACUACACAUGGUUUAGAAUUGACUAGAGUGACAGUGAUUGAUGAAGAUUGUAACGUAAUGUAUGAAACGUUGGUCAAACCACAAAAUCCGAUAAUUGAUUAUAACACAAGGUUCUCAGGGAUUACAGAAGAAGAUAUGAAGGACGUGACGACGACUAUUUUAGAUGUACAAGCUACACUUCUCACAAUGUUUUCGGACAAAACAAUCCUGGUGGGUCAUAGCCUUGAAAGCGAUUUUAAAGCUUUGAAACUGCUUCACGAUACCGUUGUGGAUACCAGCAUUAUGUUUCCACAUAAGAAUGGAUAUCCGCAAAAACGGGCAUUGAAAAAUCUUUGUUCUGAAUAUCUCAGAAAAAUCAUACAAAAUGACAUUGGUGGUCAUGACAGUAAAGAAGAUGCCGUCGCUUGCAUGGAGUUAAUUCGCUGGAAAGUGAAGGAAGCAGCAAAAUUACAGUAAACAAGGCUGCGCUCGCAGUUUAUUAUGAACAAAUAUCGUGAUUGCUGUACGGUUACAGCGCGCCAGCUUGUAUUAUUACGCAUACUUUACUGCCGUAUGUGUGUGUAUCAUACUUUCUUAUGUAUAAAUAUG
Messenger RNA from Formica exsecta, 3603 nucleotides. RefSeq names its product RNA exonuclease 1 homolog. The transcript has 8 exons. Gene Ontology annotation, cellular component: nucleus. Gene Ontology annotation, molecular function: exonuclease activity; nucleic acid binding. Lineage: Eukaryota; Metazoa; Arthropoda; Insecta; Hymenoptera; Formicidae. The record is from RefSeq and is a predicted model, not a curated record. The coding region runs from base 4 to 3471 and encodes 1155 amino acids.